This is a messenger RNA of Dermacentor albipictus, 1843 nucleotides long. RefSeq lists its product as uncharacterized. The record is from RefSeq and is a predicted model, not a curated record. Gene Ontology annotation, molecular function: nucleic acid binding; zinc ion binding. NCBI's taxonomy places the organism in Eukaryota, Metazoa, Arthropoda, Arachnida, Ixodida, Ixodidae.
UCCGCGCCAUCCUGCUUCCGCAGAACCGCUUGACCAUUCCGUCGGACCGCUUUGCCCGCCCAAUUUGAACACCAAAGAUGCACCGCCGGCAUUUUAAUGCACCUACGUUCGGGUAAAGUCAAGAAGAGCGCGGUUGCAAAUCAUCCUCGCAAACCCAUUACUACAAUGCCUGAUAAGAAGGACCAGGGUGCGCCCGCACAAGAUAUGUGCAACAUUAUUGCCCAGCUGACCGCGCUGCUCGAGCAUCAGACAAACAUAACUCCAGCAGCCAGUUUCCAUUUGCAGCUCGCUGUGCCUACAUAUGAAGGGCACACAGAUACGAAAUCGGUGGCGGACUUCCUUCAGGAAAUGGAAGAUUACCGCAAUGCGCAAGCCAUUACGGAUGACGUUCUUCUUCAGCGCGUUUUGCCCGUCGCCCUGACUGGGUCCGCCGCCCGCUGGCGUCGUCGCCAGUCAUUCCAAAGUUGGGCGCACUUUGAGCACCUACUGCGAGCAGAAUUCCUCCCCCCCGACUACGUUGUCCGCAUGAAAGACGAGCUUCGCGCCCGUAGUCAGGCGGAGGAGGAAAGCCUCCUAGAAUACAUACGGUCCUUUCAGGAGCUUUACGAGCGCGCAGAUCCUUCAGCACCCGAAACGGAAAGAGUCACCCGGGCAAUCCGGCAAGCUCACCCACGCUUCCAGGCUUAUCUAAGGGGCCGCACCUUCUCUUCGCUUGACGAUCUCGCUAAAGCGGCGUCCGACAUUCAGGCGGCGAUGUUGGCAGAGCUAACUUACCAGCCUCCACCCCGGCCUCAAGCCUCCCUCGAGCCGUCUUGCGCGUGGCACGGUUCUCAGAUUGCAAGCCCGGGGAAUAUGGUACCGCCUCCAAGGGCGCUGGACCCAUUCACUCACCGCACCUUUGCCACCCAGGUACCUUUCCGGCCUCCGGUCGCGGAACCUGCCACAACGUUGCGAGGCACUCGGGGCCGCAGCAGGCCUGUAGUGGCUGCCGCCCAAUCAGGCGCAGCAGAUACACGCAGGAGCAUUCCAGUCUGCUUCCAGUGUGGAGGACGAGGCCACUACAGGAGCCAGUGCCCGAGCCCCCCUGGCUCCCGCCAGCAGGGAAACGACGAGGGCCGGCGGUGGUGAGCAGCUCCCAGUCGCCGGCCAACGACCUACCGCGCCCCGACGUCCCCUCGGCACAUGCAGACUACGCGGCCGUCAAGCACCAAGCGGGGGCAGGCGUUUCCAAGACUACGAAAAGCCGGGUGUUUUGGUCGUCUCACCAUCCUGCUGCCAUGGCGUUGAGCCGCGGACAACCUCGGCAGCGGGGAGGGGGAAAGAAACGGCUCCUCACACUCGAAUCACCACCGGCAUCAACGGUAGUAGGUGUACCGGAAAGGUGUCGCCCCCCCAGAUCGAAGGCCCAGGAUCUUGGACAAAUGGCCGCAGGCAUCACCAUUAACCCCCGGAAGGUUCAACUGGUUUCGACCAGAAUAAACCUCCUAGGUUUCAUUGUCGAGCAAGGCACAUUCCGGCCUGACGAGGAGAAACUCCGGGCCAUACUGCAGCUUCCACCACCAACAGACGUCAAGAGCCUGCAGCGGUAUUUGGGCAUGGUGGGCUUCUACCGCCACUUUAUCCCCAACUGCGCUGACCUGGCAAGACCUCUCCACCAGCUCCUACGGAAAGGUGCCAGUUGGCAGUGGACUGACGUGGAGCAGGGAUCAUUUCGGGCUCUGUCGUCGGCUAUCGCCGAUACCGCACGUCUGCUGCUUCCCGACCUCAACCUGCCAUUCACCGUGCAGACCGAUGCAAGUGAGUAUGGCAUCGGCGCAGUCUUGCUUCAGAAGCACCAAGGAAA